AUGGCCUACUACGACCCACUUGCUUUCCAACAGCAGCAGCAACCACAGCACGCCGGCAUCGGUAACUCGUCAGCUUCUCUCUGGAUGGGUGAGCUCGAGCCUUGGAUGGAUGAAAACUGGAUUCGCGGUGCCUGGUACAGCGCUGGUGAACAGGUUGCGGUCAAAAUGAUUCGCGACAAGUACACAGGAGCGAGUGCUGGUUACUGCUUUGUUGAGCUUUCUAGCCCUGCGGCAGCAGUCAAGGCUAUCGGCACUCUUAAUGGCGUUCUGAUUCCUGGCACCAACAAAGUGUUCAAGCUUAACUGGGCCUCAGGUGGAAGCCCCGUUGCGACUGCCGGGGCUGCUGGUCAGGAGUACUCGUUGUUUGUUGGGGACCUCUCACCUGAGGUCACAGAGUACAUGCUUAUGGCCACGUUUCAGGAACGAUACGUGUCCUGCAGAUCGGCCAAGAUUAUGACCGACCCCGCCACAGGCAUGUCCAGAGGCUAUGGCUUUGUCCGAUUUGGUGACGAGAGCGAGCAGCUUCGGGCCCUUCAGGAAAUGCAGGGUGUUUACUGUGGCAGCCGUCCGAUCAGAGUAUCCAUGGCAACUCCGAAGAACAAAGCGCCCGUUGGUGGCAUGGGAGCUGCUGGACCUGGGAGUAUGAUCGGAGGUAUGGGCAUGGCCUCUGCAGGCUACGGCUAUGCAACCCCAGUUCAACCCACCAGCCCUCAGCACACCUUGAACCAGUUCACGGACCCCAACAACACGACCGUCUUUGUUGGAGGACUUUCAGGAAUGACACAUGAGGACGAGCUCAGAGGUGUGUUUGCCGCAUACGGCGAGAUCACCUACGUCAAAAUUCCACCAGGAAAGGGCUGCGGCUUUGUUCAGUUUGUGCACAGGCAGAGCGCGGAAAUGGCCAUUAACCAACUGAACGGCUACCAGAUUGGUAAUUCACGUAUCCGUCUGUCAUGGGGACGUGCUCAAAAUGAGCCCAAGCCCAUGUCGCCCCAUGGGACCUCAAUGAUGGGCGCGCCUAACUUUCGUCCACCCAUGCAAAAUCAGUUUGGACUUGGUCCAAAUAGGACUCCUGCUCCUCACUCUCAGUACCCAGGACUUAUGCCUGGCUCGACACUUCCAGGCAUGAUGCAAACGCAGUCGCUACAGGACCCUAUGGAGAGAAUCCCAGUCGAACACCAAAACCGCGCCUUUGUCGAAAGAAAGGAAGCGCUUAUGGACCGAAUGGAUGAAGGCGCUAGCUGGAGAGGAUCCGGAGCGAUUUAUGCUUAA
This is a messenger RNA of Gamsiella multidivaricata, 1272 nucleotides long. RefSeq lists its product as uncharacterized. Gene Ontology annotation, cellular component: cytosol. The record is from RefSeq and is a predicted model, not a curated record. The transcript has 8 exons. Gene Ontology annotation, molecular function: mRNA binding. NCBI's taxonomy places the organism in Eukaryota, Fungi, Mortierellomycota, Mortierellomycetes, Mortierellales, Mortierellaceae. Gene Ontology annotation, biological process: mRNA splice site recognition. Bases 1 to 1272 code for a protein of 423 amino acids.